Pundamilia nyererei is the source of this 1479-nucleotide messenger RNA. RefSeq names its product ubiquitin carboxyl-terminal hydrolase L5 (gene uchl5). Gene Ontology annotation, molecular function: cysteine-type deubiquitinase activity; proteasome binding. The transcript has 11 exons. The coding region runs from base 176 to 1165 and encodes 329 amino acids. Gene Ontology annotation, biological process: ubiquitin-dependent protein catabolic process; protein deubiquitination. The record is from RefSeq and is a predicted model, not a curated record. Gene Ontology annotation, cellular component: cytoplasm; Ino80 complex. NCBI's taxonomy places the organism in Eukaryota, Metazoa, Chordata, Actinopteri, Cichliformes, Cichlidae.
GUUGUACGCUGUGAAACAAAACGCGCGCAAUCAUCGCGUCCACAUUGCGCCGCAUCACGGUGAGGUCAUUGUCGUGCUGCGGUUAAAUUAGCCUGGCUAACGGGAGCAGUGCACUGCUAAGCUAUUAGCAUUUCGUUUAUGUGUGCUGUAGGCUGAAUAAGUAACAGUGUGAAGGAUGUCUGGAAGUGCAGGAGAGUGGUGUCUCAUGGAGAGCGACCCCGGGGUUUUCACGGAGCUCAUAAAAGGUUUCGGCUGCAGAGGAGCCCAGGUUGAAGAGAUAUGGAGUAUGGAGCCAGAGAACUUUGAAAACUUGAAACCCGUUCACGGGUUGAUUUUCCUGUUUAAGUGGCAGCCUGGUGAAGAGCCAGCAGGAUCAAUUGUCCAGGAUUCAAGACUUGAUCACAUCUUCUUUGCCAAGCAGGUCAUUAACAACGCUUGUGCCACCCAGGCCAUCAUCAGUGUUUUGCUCAACUGCUCUCAUCCUGACAUGUUGCUCGGCGAUACGCUGACGGAGUUCAGAGAGUUUUCACAGAGUUUUGAUGCAGCUAUGAAAGGUUUGGCUCUCAGCAACUCAGAAGUGAUCCGACAAGUUCACAACAGCUUUGCCAGACAGCAAAUGUUUGAAUUUGAUGCAAAGUCUUCGGCGAAGGACGAGGACGCAUUCCACUUUGUGAGCUACGUUCCUGUAAAUGGCAGGCUAUAUGAGCUGGACGGGCUUCGAGAGGGGCCGAUUGACCUGGGUGCAUGCAACCAGGAUGACUGGAUCAGCGCAGUCCGCCCUGUGAUUGAGAAAAGAAUACAGAAGUACAGUGAGGGAGAGAUCCGGUUCAACCUAAUGGCCAUCGUGUCUGACAGAAAAAUGAUAUAUGAGAGGAAAAUUGCGGAGCUCCAGGCCCAGCUUACUGAGGAUGAACCAAUGGACACAGACCAGAGCAGCACGUUCCUCAGCUCCAUCCAGUCAGAGAUUGCCAAGUACCAGCUCCUUAUUGAAGAAGAAAAUCAGAAACUAAAAAGAUAUAAGAUUGAAAAUAUUCGACGAAAGCACAACUACCUUCCUUUCAUCAUGGAGCUGUUGAAGACGCUGGCAGAGUACCAGCAGUUAAUACCUUUGGUGGAGAAGGCGAAAGAGAAACAGAGUGCCAAAAAAGCCCAGGAGGCCAAGUGAACAAGAGCACACUAUGAUUUAUACACACACACACGUCCAUCCUGAACCCUACAGUCACCCCCCCCCCCCCCCACACACACACACACACACUGUACCUGUCACAUAUGUAUUAAUGACCGAAGAUGGUCUGCAGCACACUCUCACCAUGGCAACCCAUUAAACCAUCCAGGACUGCCCUUCGGGUGUAGCCAAAAGACUGUCUGGCAAGGAAAAAAAGAAAAAUCAUGUGUCCAUCAGCUCUAAUGCAUGCUCGAAGGAAAGCUGUUAUCAAAUGAUGUUCUGUCUUAUUUUCAUAAUAAAAAUGUCUAGAUGUU